AUGUCGGGCCAGUCUAUUACAGAUCGGAUCGCAGCAGCCCAACACAGCAUGACCGGGUCGGCUAUCAGCAAGGCUGUGUGCAAAGCCACCACACAUGAAGUCAGCGGACCCAAGAAGAAACACCUUGACUGUUUCGAUGCUCUCGGAGAUUUGUUGAAGCCAACGGUUCCGACGCUCAGCGCUCCUCCUCCUCCUCCUCCUCAGAUGGCCAUCCAUCCUGGAGGAAAGCUGCUAGCCAACGACCUCGACUCCUCUCUGGCCAACCUCGUGGGCAACCUUGCAGUCGGUGGGACCCCAGCCAAGAAGCCAGACAUGCAGUGGAACCAACCAGGAGAGAAGAAGCUGACUGGAGGACACAACUGGCAGAAUAAAACCAUGUCGACUACGCAGUGGGGUCCGGCUCCCAUGGCCCCUCAGCCCAUGCCUGUCCAACACGUGGCUCCAGCUCCCAUGGCUUUCCCCAUGACCACACCGCAAGUGCCUGUGUAUGGAAUGGUCCCUCCCCAGAUGGGUCAGAUGGGCGGGGUACCAGUGAUGGCUCCUCAGCCAAUGAUGUACAACCAGCCUGUUCUCAGACCCACUAACCCCUUCGCACCCAUGCCCGGAGCCCAGAUGCAGUUUAUGUAAUCCAGUCAGGGGGGGAAAGCCGAGUGCCAAAAGCGACAAACAAACAAACAGCAGAAGAAGAAAAACACACAAGAGGACGAUCACAACGGAGGACGGAGGGAAAUGAUUUGAUCAAGUUAAAAAACGACUUAAGAGACGGACAGACAGACGACAAGAUAAACCAACCCACACCAAAAAAAACAACAAGAAGACGGAAAGAUGAGGAGAAGAUGACCCCAAGAGGA
Messenger RNA from Scomber japonicus (chub mackerel), 851 nucleotides. Its product is annotated as phosphatidylinositol-binding clathrin assembly protein. Bases 1 to 627 code for a protein of 208 amino acids. The record is from RefSeq and is a predicted model, not a curated record. Lineage: Eukaryota; Metazoa; Chordata; Actinopteri; Scombriformes; Scombridae. The transcript is spliced from 7 exons.